Molecule: messenger RNA, 1736 nt
Organism: Paramisgurnus dabryanus
Lineage: Eukaryota; Metazoa; Chordata; Actinopteri; Cypriniformes; Cobitidae
Product: tubulin alpha chain
Biological process (GO): microtubule-based process
Cellular component (GO): microtubule
Molecular function (GO): structural constituent of cytoskeleton; GTP binding
Source: RefSeq, a predicted model, not a curated record
CGAUAAUCCCACCCCCCUUCUUCCGGUCGCGCGGGGUCUAUAUAAACACAGCCCGGUCGCUUCCGCGCUUAUACUGCCUUCCAUUUCCGAACCCUUAACGUCGGUGUGAAGGAAUAUCUGACAAAAUGCGUGAGUGUAUUUCCAUGCACGUUGGCCAAGCCGGCGCCCAGAUGGGCAAUGCAUGCUGGGAGUUGUAUUGCCUGGAGCACGGUAUCCAGCCAGAUGGUCAGAUGCCAAGUGACAAAACCAUUGGAGGAGGAGAUGACUCUUUCAACACCUUCUUCAGUGAGACUGGAGCUGGUAAACACGUCCCAAGAGCCGUCUUUGUGGAUCUGGAGCCCACUGUCAUCGAUGAGGUGCGCACUGGUACCUACCGCCAACUGUUCCACCCUGAACAGCUGAUCACUGGUAAGGAAGAUGCCGCCAACAAUUACGCCCGUGGCCACUACACCAUUGGCAAGGAGAUCAUUGACCUGGUGCUGGACAGGACACGCAAACUGGCUGAUCAGUGCACUGGACUCCAGGGCUUCCUGAUCUUCCACAGUUUUGGUGGUGGUACCGGCUCUGGCUUCACCUCCCUGCUCAUGGAACGACUCUCCGUCGACUACGGGAAGAAGUCAAAGCUCGAGUUUGCCGUUUAUCCAGCUCCACAAGUCUCCACAGCUGUGGUCGAGCCCUACAACUCCAUCCUUACCACCCACACCACCCUCGAGCACUCCGACUGCGCUUUCAUGGUGGACAACGAGGCCAUCUAUGAUAUCUGUCGUAGAAACCUCGACAUCGAGCGCCCCACCUACACAAACCUCAACAGGCUGAUCGGACAGAUCGUGUCCUCCAUCACUGCAUCUCUGCGUUUCGACGGAGCCCUGAAUGUUGAUCUGACAGAGUUCCAAACUAACCUGGUGCCUUACCCACGUAUCCACUUCCCUCUGGCCACCUACGCCCCAGUGAUCUCCGCAGAGAAGGCCUACCACGAGCAGCUGUCGGUCGCCGACAUCACCAACGCUUGCUUCGAGCCAGCCAAUCAGAUGGUGAAAUGUGACCCACGUCACGGCAAGUACAUGGCUUGCUGUCUGCUCUACCGUGGUGACGUUGUACCCAAAGAUGUCAACUCUGCCAUCGCCACCAUCAAGACCAAGCGCACCAUCCAGUUUGUGGACUGGUGUCCAACUGGUUUCAAGGUGGGCAUCAACUACCAGCCCCCAACUGUGGUUCCUGGUGGAGAUCUGGCUAAGGUGCAGCGAGCCGUGUGUAUGCUGAGCAACACUACAGCCAUCGCCGAAGCUUGGGCCCGUCUGGAUCACAAAUUCGAUCUGAUGUACGCCAAGAGAGCUUUCGUUCACUGGUAUGUGGGUGAGGGUAUGGAGGAAGGUGAAUUCUCUGAGGCCAGAGAAGACAUGGCUGCUCUGGAGAAGGAUUAUGAAGAGGUCGGCACAGACAGCGUCGGAGAGGAGGAUGAAGAAGGAGAGGAAUAUUAAGAUGUCACCACCUGGCAGGUGCUUGCUCCAGUCCAGCAAGACAACUAUCCAAGCUUAAUGUUGUUCACUUUUAAUGUCACAUUCCGUGCAAAGGUGUUUUAUGGUAUCACCUACAAAAAAUAAAAAUGUUAGGUCUUUGCUGUUUUUCAAGAUUUUAUUUGUCUCUCACAUAAAACCUUGAAUAUGGGAGUUCACUUUUAAUGACACAUUCCAUGCAAUGGUAUCACCUGCAAAAAUAAAAAUGCAAAACAAGAACAA